This is a messenger RNA of Eurypyga helias (sunbittern), 871 nucleotides long. Its product is annotated as utrophin-like. Gene Ontology annotation, cellular component: plasma membrane. The transcript has 6 exons. Gene Ontology annotation, biological process: synaptic signaling. The annotation marks the transcript as partial. The record is from RefSeq and is a predicted model, not a curated record. NCBI's taxonomy places the organism in Eukaryota, Metazoa, Chordata, Aves, Eurypygiformes, Eurypygidae.
CCUGUGGUGCCAGAAUGCUGUCGCUUUCUGUGCCCCGAUGAAGCACAAACUCUGGACCCACAUGAAGGGUCAAGGGAGAUCCCAGACGCAGUACCUGUUUUCCCUCUCCUCCCCCUCAGUUCUUACCAGUUCUGGUCUGGAUUAGACUUCCUGAAGUUGGAUGAUGUAUCUUUUUCAGGAUACAAAGCUAAAUCUGUACCUGCUCUGCUCGCGCAGAUGGAAAGGACCAAUGGCUCCUUCCUCACAGACAGUAGCUCCACCACGGGAAGUGUAGAGGAUGAGCAUGCCCUUAUCCAGCAGUACUGUCAGACGCUGGGGGGAGAGUCGCCUGUGAGCCAGCCACAGAGUCCUGCUCAGAUACUCAAGUCAGUGGAAAAGGAAGAGCGAGGAGAGUUGGAACGCAUCAUUGCUGACCUCGAGGAAGAGCAAAGGAGUCUGCAGAUAGAAUAUGAGCAACUAAAGGAGCAACAUCUUCGAAGAGCGAUAAACCCUCUUGCAUCACCUCCUGACUCCGUUGUGUCACCUCAGCAUGCUUGUGAAGAUGCCGAGCUCAUUGCUGAAGCUAAACUCCUGAGGCAACAUAAAGGUCGCCUGGAAGCGAGGAUGCAAAUAUUGGAAGAUCACAAUAAACAAUUGGAGUCUCAGCUUCACCGGCUACGGCAGCUACUUGAGCAGCCUGAGUCGGACUCCCGGGUUAAUGGCGCCUCUCCCUGUGCUUCGCCCCAGCACUCUGCCCUCAGCUACCCACUCGAGCAAGAGACAAGCUCACAGUUUCAUCAGACAGAUGACUUGUUAGUUCCACCCCAUGAUACCAACACAGAUCUAACAGAUGUUAUGGAGCAAAUCAACAGCACAUUUCCAGCUUGCUGCU